AUGGGCGUGUUUCUCUGUCCGUUUGUGGUUGAGGAGGCCUGCCCUCGAGAAGCAGACACGGUCACAUUCGUCACACGAGAGGGAUUCAUUUGUCCUCCUCUCGGGAAAAGGGUCGACGUCUUCCAGCUCUUUUCAAACACCAUACUCUCUCUCUCUCUCUCUCUCUCUCUCUCUCUCUCUCUCUCUCUCUCUCUCUCUCUCUCUCCGCCAUCCCUUGGUGGCGGAGAUGGCUUCUGUUCAUAUCUAUAUAUCUAUCUGCCUCGGUCUGUUCAUAUGUCUAUCUUUCUUGGUCUGUUCAUAUCUAUCUCUAUGUAUCAAUCUGUUUGUUCAUAUCUAUCUAUCUUUCUAUCUGUCUGGGUCUGUUCAUAUCUAUAUAUCUCUGUCCAGUUAUAUCUAUCUCUCUUGGUCUGUUCAUAUCUAUCUAUCUUGGUCAGCUCAUCUAUCUAUCUGUCUGAGUCUGUUUAUAUAUAUAUAUAUAUAUAUAUAUAUAUCUGUCUUUACUCAUAUCUAUCUAUCUCUGUUCAUAUCUAUCUAUCUAUGUUCAUAUCUAUCUAUCUGUCUGUCUCAGUCUGUUCAUAUCUAUCUGUCAAGGUAUGUUCAUAUCUAUCUAUCUAUCUAUCUAUCUAUCUAAGGGAUUACUGA
Messenger RNA from Acanthosepion pharaonis, 642 nucleotides. Lineage: Eukaryota; Metazoa; Mollusca; Cephalopoda; Sepiida; Sepiidae. The record is from the annotation of a GenBank genome assembly.